GCGGGGCGCUUGGGCGCUGUGCACAGAGGAGGAGCGCGCGUCCACUGAGCUCAAAGCUGCGGGAAGGGCGUCGGAGGGCAGACUCCCUGAGCUGGGGGUGGGCGGUGGGGUCGCGGGGCGGGGCUGGGAGGAACGGCGAGGCCCGGCAGAGCGGGGAACAGCUGGGAUGAGCGCGGAGUGCAGGAGUGGAUAGGUGGGAGGAGGGUCUGCGAGCAAUUGAGGAGCGGGAGCGAAAGGGUGCUCUGGGCUGCCAGUGUUGAUCGAGGUGGGGUUUUUAGAUCGUGAUGGGGUCUGAGCGGGGAGGCGGUGCAGGUCCCAGCCUGCAGGUGAGGGGCUGAGGGGCGGAGCCAGGGGCGGAGGCGGGGAUCGAGGUCCCGAGGACCCAGUUCUGGUUCCCAGAACAGGGGCGCGCGAGCUGCGGGCACUGGGAACUGUGGGCGGCGGCCAGGGUCGCGGCUCAGCGAUGCGGGUGCACCUGGGCGCGCUGGCCGGCGCGGCGGCGCUGACCGGGGCGCUCAGCUUCGUGCUCCUGGCGGCGGCCAUCGGCACCGACUUCUGGUACAUCAUCGACACCGAGCGCCUGGAGCAGGGCGGCCCGGGGGCGCGGGGCCCGGCGGGGGCCGCCAACCGCAGCCAGCUCGAGCCUCUGAGCUCGCACUCCGGGCUCUGGCGGACCUGCCGGGUCCAGAGCCCGUGCGCGCCGCUGAUGAACCCCUUCUGGCAGGAGAACGUGACCGUCAGUGACUCGAGCCGGCAACUUCUCACCAUGCAUGGGACGUUCGUGAUUCUGCUGCCGCUCAGCCUGAUCCUCAUGGUUUUCGGGGGUAUGAUGGGCUUUCUGAGCUUCCUCCUGCGAGCCUCCUGCCUCCUCCUGCUCACGGGGACCCUCUUCUUCUUUGGAGCCCUGGUGACCCUCGCCGGCAUCAGCGUCUACAUCGCCUACUCGGCCGCCGCCUUCCAGGAGGCGCUGUGUCUCCUGCAGGAGAAGACGCUGCUGGACCAGGUGGACAUCCGCUUCGGCUGGUCCCUGGCCCUGGGCUGGGUCAGCUGCGUUGCCGAGCUGCUUGCUGGGGCCACCUUCCUGGCGGCGGCCCGUGUGCUCAGCCUGAGACGGCGGCAGGACCAGGCCAUCUGAACGCGGGCGGGCUCUGGCUCAAGGGUGGAGGGAGCGGCUUGGACUGGAGGGGCCGGUGCUCAGGGACACCAUCCUGGUGGGCUGCGGCUUCCCCUUGGUCUGAGGCCACCACCAGAGAGCCCGCUGUGGGCUGAGCUCCGGGCCUGGCGGUCGUGUUAGCGCUACCUGGUGUGGGGGAUGCUGUGUCCAGGCACCUGUGUGUCUGUGGCCUGGAGGAGCCAGAACCCGUGAAACCACAAAAAGCACCCCCUGCAUCACUGUAGCCUCCGUGCACUUCCUCUGGCUUCACUGCAUCCUCACACGUGCCCUUUGGAUGAGUCUCUCUGUUAAGGAAAUGGAGGACCUGAGAGGUUAGGUAAGUGUUGGAAAAACACACCGCAAGCUAGAGGCAUAUUCUCCGACAUCGUAGCUUCUCCGGGUGGUUCUGGCUGACUGGCUGCGACCUGGAUCCUGCGUGUGGAGGCGGCUGCACCUCAGACACUGGGCUUCAGGCUUCCCCGUGACCUGGGGCCAGGCAGGAGGUCCCGUGGGGAACCAGGGGGAAGACCGCAG
Molecule: messenger RNA, 1687 nt
Organism: Bubalus bubalis (water buffalo)
Lineage: Eukaryota; Metazoa; Chordata; Mammalia; Artiodactyla; Bovidae
Gene: TMEM114
Product: transmembrane protein 114
Exons: 4
Coding region: 464-1135 (223 amino acids)
Cellular component (GO): apical plasma membrane
Source: RefSeq, a predicted model, not a curated record